UGCAUGCCUGUAGUCCCAGCUACUCAGGAGGCUGAGGCAGGAGAAUUGCUUGAACCCGGGAGGCGGAGGUUGCAGUGAGCCAAGAUCAUGCCACUGCACUCCAGCCUGGGCAACAGAGCAAGACUCCGUCUCAACAAAAAACAAAAACAACAAAAAAAGAGAGAGAUAAUGGAAAUUUAUCCCCCUUUAACUGUGCAUAGCAACAGCAAGUAACCAUUACCUGUGAUGAGAAGAGCUAUGGUUUGCUGAAGCUUAUUUAAGGCACUGUGCUAAGGAAUUCUCAUAAAUGGUAUUUGAGCCUCAUGACAACCUCUUUUUACAAAUAAGGAAACUGAGGCUGGGAGAAACUAAAUGAGCUGCCUGAGAUCACAGUUUGGAAAGUGGCAGAAGCUGAGCUCGGUGGCACACACCUGUAGUCCCAGCUGUCCGGGAGGCUGAGGUGGGAGGAUGGUUUGAGGCCAGGAGUUCAAUGCUAUGAGCACAUUUAUGAAAAUGUGCUGCUCUCCAGCCUGGGCAACAUAGACUUUGUCUCUUAAAAAAAUAAUAAAUAAAAAUGUUUUAAAUUUAAAAAUGAAAAACAUGGCCAGAAUUCUAGCCUAUGCAAUGGCUACCUGCCUCAGAGACUUCUUACCCUUACAGAUAUAUACCUAUGCUGAUAGUGGUAGCCUCCAUCUGUGUAAUAUUAAAUUGUCAUCAAGUAAUUCUUGUUACCUUUUUUGUUAGUGCCUUCAUUCCAGGGAGAAAGUAAGAGAAUAAAAACAUGCUUGCAAGGCAGUGCACAUACAAGAGACCUCUGAAAGCUGCUGCCAGACCUGUGUGCCCCCAGAGCAGGUGUCCUCUCGUAAGCAUCCUGGGGCAGGUAUAACAGCCCCUGAUAAGUCCUGCUCAGUGUGAUGUGGGUCUCAAGGAACUGGUCCUUAUAAUGGUCAAACAUGAGUGAUUUGAGAGUAAUGUAACUUAAAAAGUAAACUGGAAUUCAUUCAAAGUGAUCCCUAGAGUAAUGUCCCUCUAACCCACGGGCAUUCUAGGAUGCUUUGUUGAGUUUCUUGGGUUUAGAGUGACUCCAUGAGCCCUGGGAACUGUGCAGAGAGCCCCUGUCUCCCACCCCUUGCGGACAUGCAGCACCAGUAUCUGUUGGACAUGUGCACAUCUGCUCACAUUUUGCAAUGGAAGAGGACUGAGACCCGCUGCAAGGAAGUAUUCAGUACAUGUAUAGUGAGGUCAUGAAUAAACAGCUGGGUGAAUGGCUGCCUCCCUUUUGGUUGUUCUUACAAGGAAAUAGCCUACAAGACAGGGAAUGCGUUUCAGCCUAUAUGAAGUUAUUAACAAAGUUUUGUUCCUAUUGCUUAAAAUUCUGUGAACUACUUUAAGUAUUAUCUUAUUUCACAGCUUAUUUUGAGUAAUACAACAAUGCAAGCAUUAGCCGAGAACAUCAGUGCCUUCAUUGUUGAUUAAAAUUGGCCCCAUAAUGAGGAUGCGGGAAUGCUGCCAUCUGAGCGGAAGCCAGCUGUGUAGUGAGCCCCCUUCUCCCUGAAAAUGUUCUCCGUAGCAUGUGGGGUGAGUGAAGAGACCCCCAACCUAGACAAGGGAGACACAUCUUUGUACUCAACUAUCUGCACUCUCUCAGUUGGCACAAGCCCCUUGGAGGACACCGGUCACAGAGUCAAAUCCUUGUUUGACAGAGAUGGAGCAGGAGCCAGCAGGCUUCACUAGCAGCACGAGAGGUUUAAGGGCUAAAGACGGUGACCUUGCCAACAGUCAGCGUGUGACAGCCUUGGUGGAAUGACCAGAGAAGGCUGUGGAGUGAGCAUCAGCUAAUGGUACGGGGUGGUUGGGAUUCAGUCUUUCUAGAACUCCAGUCAGUCUUCCCAUCUGGGUUUUCUGCAUAGCAGCCUGGGGCACAGAGCUGGAAUGCCAGCCUUCUCGGGUUUUGGUCUCAAGCUGUUCCACCACAGCAUGUCGUAGUUAUAAUGUCCCCAUGUACCGUGUGGGUGAAAGGCCUGGGAAAAAAGUUUCCUAUAAAAGUAAAUAAAUUGGGGCAGGGGGCAAUUGUCAAUAAAUAGUUAAAUAAAUUAUUAUGUAGUCAUAUUUUUUGUUAUAUUAUUAUACCUCAAUAAAGCUGGAAAAAACUGGUGGUGGUAGAGGAAAGUGCUUAUGUUAUACUCUGUGAAGAAGAGAAUACACAACUCUGGCCACAUUAUGGUUACAACUGUAUAAAUUUAAUAUAUGCAAAUGAACAAGCAUUAGAAAAGCACUUAAAGAAAUUGGCAAGGUGCGGUGGCUCAUGCCUGUAAUCCCAGCACUUUGGGAGGCCAAGGCGAGCGAAUCACAAGGUCAGGAGAUCGAGACCAUCCUGGCUAACAUGGUGGAACCCCGUCUCUACUAACAAUACAAAAAAAAACAAAAUUAGUCGGGUGUGGUGGCGGGCGCCUGUAGUCCCAGCUACUCGGUAGGCUGAGGUGGGAGAAUGGCGUGAACCCAGGAGGUGGAGCUUGCAGUGAGCCGAGAUCCCACCACUGCACUCCAGCCUGGGCAACAGAGCGAGAUUCUGUCUCAAAAAAAAAAAAAAAAAAAAGCCGUUCAAGUAUUAGGAUGAUGGGACUAUAGAUGCAUUUCCUCCCAUUUUGGAUUUUUAAUUUUGCUGUUACAUUAUUCCUGCAAAAAACAAAAGCCAGGCAGGAAAAGUUCCCAUCUCCAGGCCAUCCCGUCUGACAGAAGUCCCAAGGCAGGAAUGGCCUGAACUCCUCUCUACCAGUGGCCAACUCUCCUCCUGCUCCAGGCUUGGUUCUCAGGCUUUGAGAACCUCAGGGCAGAACACCUUUUUCCACCCUGGCAAGCAAAAUGAAUAGAUAACAAUUGUGCCCUUGUUUUGAGCAACAGGAGCAGAUGGGACCCACACUGGUGGGCUGACCUGGGAAAGGUCCAGGGCUGGCUUGGCCCGGGCAGCAAGGCUGAGGAAGGUGGUAUGGCCGGGAGGAGACCCCAGGGCUGCAGGCAUGCCCUGCAUUACCCUCUGCACCCCUUUCCUGGCCUCAGGAACUCUCGGUGGGAUGCGUUAGAAGACCUGCUGACAGGCUGGAUGAGGCCAAUGAGAGAGAGAGGCAACGGAGAAGAGGGGCACCUGGGUUCACAGGCCUUAAGAAAGAAUUUAGUUACUUAUUUAACAAAUUAAACAAUAUGCGUCAUGCACGUAGGUCUGGGAAAUGCAUUAUUAAAAAGACACAGUGCAGAGGUGCAGCACCAGGAUAUGGGUGGAUUUGGGACUCUAGAAUGGCUUUGAUUGUGUGUGGUACAAGGGAGAAUGUAUACAUGUAUUACGUGUGUAAUUUUUUAAAGUACACAUAUAGAGGAAAAGAUGAGACAAGUCUGAUGAGAUGUCAACAGCAACAAUUCUUAGUUAUGGGUACUGUGAAUUUCCCAGAGAGGAAGAGAGUCCUUUAGCUGGGCAUGGUGAUUUCAGCACUUUAGCAGGCUGAGGCAAGAUCACUCGAGCCCAGGAGUUCAAGAUCAGCUUGGGCAGCAUAGCGAGAUCCCCAUCUCAAUAGAUGGAUUAGAUAGAUGGAUGGAUGGAUGGAUAGAGAGAGAGAUACAUAUAUUUAGAUAGAUAGCCUAGAUUGCUUGAUGAAUGGGUAAGUUGGAUCGGCAGAGACAAAUGGAUAGAGAUGGAUUAGAAGGAUAGAUGGAUAGAUUAGAUGGAUGAAUGAAUAGAGAGAAACAGAUUAGACAGAGAUAGAUGGAUCCAUCGAUUGAUUAGAUAGGUUAAGAUAGUCCUUGCAUUCAGGGAAGCCGCAGCGGGUGCCGCCUAGCGCAGCAACCUCUGCCCAGACACUCAGUGCUGCAAAACAGGGGCCUGCGCCUGUUCUGCUGCCGCCGGGGCCUGCGGCGGGCGAGGGAGAUGCGGGACCGAGAACUGGGGUGAGGGAGAGAGGCGGCGGCCCAGAGGAGCAGCAGGCGCGCCUCGGGCGGUUUCCUGUCCGGGGUGGCGCGGCCGCCUGUCGGCGUGGGGUGCGGCGAGGGGAGCGGGGCGCUGGGUCAGCCGAGGGCCGGGCCUCGGGGGCGCAGCCGGGCUGGACGGGGGCUCCUGUGGGCACUUGGCCGGGUUUGCUCGUUUUUCGGGAAAUAAGGCCACUGGGGACAGUCACUACGUUUUCAGGAACCGCUCAGCCCCGCAGUGCCCCGCAGAUGGACCCGGCGGCGUUCCUGGCUGCGGCUGACUGGGCUCCCGGAGCGAGGAGCGCCCCUGUGGGCGGAGCCUGGGCCCUGGGCGGUGGGAGCGCCUCCGCCCCCUUCCCACUUCCGCCCCGCUGGCGCCGGACCCCCGCUCUCGUCUGUGCCCGCCAGGCGGGGCCCUUCCGUCCUGUUACAGGCGGUCCCUGAGCUCACCCUUCGUCUCCGCACAGCUGGACCGCCGUAUACGUUUGCCACUGAUUCCAGGAUGUCCCCGAAUAUCUUGGGAAAGGGCCGUGUUGGACGAACGCGGGGCGCGGUGUUUUCUGUCCGCGCCGUCCCUCGCUGCUGGCGCCAGGGCCAUCGGAGGCUCAGAAUUCCCCAAACGCGGGCCCCUCCACGCUGAGUUCCCGCUAUCCCGUGACGGCCGACAGCCCCGCGGACCCUGCUGACAGCCACACUCUGGGCUACAAAGGGUACCACGCGUACUUUUUUUUCCAGCACGCGUGGGGCCUUGGAAAGAAUCUUUGCUGAGGCCUGUGGCUGGCCUGUCACCUUGUCAAUCUGGCCAAGCGUUUUUGAAAAAAGAUACUAACUCACCAGAUGUGAAGUUGCAAUUGUUCUGUGAAUAUGCGGACUGGAGAAGACACUCGCUGGGGGAUCCUGAGCCCAGGCUCGGAAAGGGCCGUCCACUGCGAGCGCGGACUUGCGCCUCUGCUGGAGGCCGGGCAGGGCACGGGCGGGCCCGGGGCCACCUCUGCCAGGGCUUCCUCAACCCAGCCUGCCCUCGUCGGGUGGCCACUGAAUGCGGUUGGACAGUCAUCUUGAAUGUAUUUCAAGCACACAGGAAGGGUGCCUGUGGCCUUCAGACAGCGCCGCACCUCGGCCGGGCGCCUCGGAGAUCAUGCAUGCGCCGCGGUCCAGGGACAGGUUCACAGCGCCGUCCUUCAUCCAGAGGGAUCGCUUCAGCCGCUUCCAGCCCACCUACCCCUAUGUGCAGCAUGAGAUUGAUCUUCCUCCCACCAUCUCCCUGUCCGACGGUGAAGAGCCACCUCCUUACCAGGGGCCCUGCACCCUGCAGCUCCGGGACCCUGAACAGCAGAUGGAACUCAACCGAGAGUCCGUGAGGGCCCCACCCAACCGAACCAUAUUUGACAGUGAUUUGAUAGACAUUGCUAUGUAUAGCGGGGGCCCGUGCCCACCCAGCAGCAACUCGGGCAUCAGUGCAAGCACCUGCAGCAGUAACGGGAGGAUGGAGGGGCCGCCCCCCACAUACAGCGAGGUGAUGGGCCACCACCCAGGCGCCUCUUUCCUCCAUCACCAGCGCAGCAACACACACAGGGGCAGCAGACUGCAGUUUCAGCAGAACAAUGCAGAGAGCACAAUAGUACCCAUCAAAGGCAAAGAUAGGAAGCCUGGGAACCUGGUCUGAUUCCCUCCAACGUGCACUUCAGCUGGAGAAAGAAACCAAGGAGGGAAGCGGCCUCUGGGCCCCUCCUGCGCACAGUGUUGUUCAGUUUCACAUGGUACAAAUAAGUGAAACCAAAUGAGCAAACACGGUCUUUGUUUCUGAUUCCUUUUAGGGGAAUUGCAUGCAAACUAGACUGAAAUGAUACAAACUUCCAUCUGGUCUGACCGCAAACAGUGUUUAUUUGGGGACAGGGGUUGGGAUGGGGGUGUGGGCAGGGGAAAACAGAGAAAGGGAUGCUUUGAAGAUAUCAUGAAAUAAAACCCACAGAGGUAUUUGAUUUAUUUAAUUGUGAAAGGAGACUUUUUGCAGAUAAAUGAGGCCAGAAUGGCCUGUUUUAUAAUUAACUGAAUAAAGAAGGAAGCAUUAUUAUAUAUUAUUGUGGGGAAGAACCAGCCAGUUCGCUUUUUCUCCUAAGGUGUGGAACUUUUAUUUUGUUUUAAAAAUAUGAAUCAAAAUUCCUGUUUUGUGUGCCAAGGUAUAAAGUGGAGAAGUUAGAUGAGUGCAAGGAGCUCCUUUGUGUUGUGAUGAUGUGUUUUAAAAGUUGCACUAUCUUAAUGUUGAAAAUAUUUACGAGGGAACUGUUUUACGUGAAGUUCUGUAUGUUGUCUUUUCACCUGUGGAUUGUAAUCAGGCCCAAGGAAUAUCCUGGAGUGGUCCCCAGAAUCAUCCAAGAAAAGAUAUUUGGGGACGUAGCCUAACAUUUUACCAACUUACGUAAAUCAAAAAAGUCAUUAUUGUUGCAGGAGUUUGCAUCAAAUGGCAGUGCAUCACUGAAGCUUUUGGAGACUUUUGGAUGGAAGAUAGGGAAGAUUAAGUUCCAGCAUUUCUGACUUGUUAUUUUGAGUUACUCUGCUAAUCUUAGGCUGCAUAGUUUAUGAGAAAAUGAACACAUGCAUUUAUGGAUCCAGUAUCAUGCAGUGCUGCCCUCAUCCUCCAGCAGUGCAAUUUCUUCAGUAAUUUAGAUUUUUUUCACUAUAGCAUGAAAUAUAUUCAAAUACAUACCUUAUUUUAUGCAAUAAAUUGUUUAAAAUGCAAGGUGGUUAUUCUGCAUACUGUUGAAAUAUGUGACUCCUCAGUAUAUUCCCAUUGCCUCUCCCCUUUCCUCGACAGCUUUGUUCAGUUCUGCAGGGCUGCUCAGUUCACAGGAGGCUCUCAGCAGCCACCCCACAUCCAGCCUUCCCAGAACUUUGUGUGGGAGUGGUGUGGGUGGUGGUUUCUUAUGCUUUGGAAGCCCCUAGAAAUGACGGAAGAAUGCCAUGUUGCUGAUCAUGGUAAGAAGCCAUUGUGGGUUAUUGUAUGUCACUAGUAUUAGCAUAGCAUUCUUAAAGGAAUGCAGUGCUCAAAACCUACCCAAAUUCCCACAGGAUUCUACCAAACCCUUCCCCAGGCCAGCUUUUGUACUGAAGGCAAAAACUGGACAGUCAGAGAACAGUGGAGGGGGCAAGUGACUGAAGAGCACUGGGUAAAAAGCACAACAUGCAGUUAAAAUGCAACUAGAAAACUAAUUUUAAAUAUUGUUAGUUUUAAUAUUCCUGAUAUUUACAAAUAUUCAGUCUUAUAUACAAUGAAAAAAAUAACUUUCUUCUGCAGAUGUAAGCACUGGCUUUUAUAAGAGCAGCAGCCAACACGUUUAGCAGACACUGCGCGUGGAGAAGGGCUUAUCUGCAGUACAGUCUGCCAUGUGGAGGGUGGGCCUCUGUGGCCUCUUCACAUAACAAGAUGAGCUGGAAUGAUGAUUCCAUGACUCCCAUCUAUGCAGCUUUAAAGCCAAAACCGCGUGUGUGUGUUUGUGUCUGUCUGUGGGUCUCGAAGGUGAUCCCUCAGUGCGGUGGCUCUGUGCUGUAACUGGAGAGACUGUUCCAAACCCCAAGAGUUGUCUGAUCCUGGUCUGUGCCCUUCUGCUUCUUACCUCUGUAGAUAGGUCACUGGUUUUUGUUUGUUUGUUUUGAGGAUUGGAAUUUCCAUUACAUUCAUCCUUUGCACACAGUAACAUCCACAGAACUAGUCCAACUCUUAAAAGGAGAGAGGAAAAACACGGGAACCAGUUGUCAGCUCAUGCUUACAACCCUGUGUGGAAGUAUAUACAGUUGAGAGUCACAGUGGAGGUUCUGAGACUGGAUUCAGUCUUGUUCCAGUGACACUUCGAAGGCCUCUGCUGGAGAGAAACCAGCUCUCAGGGCAGAGAUUGGCUUGGGGCCAGAGAGGACCUUCCCCAACCCUGGAGAUGCCCUGAAGGUUCACUGGCUCUCCAGAUUAGCCUCUCUUCCUCUGUCAGGCAAAGAUGAGGAGCCCGUGUUCCCAUCGGGCCCUGCUGGCAGGGACUUGCAGUGGAUUGUUGGUCAGGUGUGCCCGCAGAUGCAGAGGCGAGGUGAGUGAUUCCACCGUUCCAGUUCUCACGUGCAGUUUUGGUGAAGCAGGAGAUGCACCCCACAGCUCUAGCUCUCAAAUGGCUUCACAGUCCUUACUUCUCUACCUGCCUCAAGAAGGGUCUCAGAGCAGAGACUUGUGAAUUCCUUAGUAACUGCGAGUAUAUGAAUGUUUUGCACAUGUCCACAGUAUUGGUGAGAUAAUUAUGUAAUUCAGAUACCUUUAAUCAUCUUUCAAGAAAGAGGCUCCUCCCAUUCAACCACCCUAGAGAAUUGCCUUUGUUAAAUAGUUAAAGACACAUACAUAUCAAACCAUGACUUUGAAAAGUCUUCGAGGCUGGGGCUCUGUAAUGAAUUAGUUUAAAGGCCAAGGUCAUAACAUGAAUUGGUAGUCAGUUUCCCUUCAGCACAAGGAAAAAGUGAUUUAGAUAGUAGCUCUUUUGAAGGUUGUGGCUGACCUGUUCAUACCGUGUCGCCUCAUGGCUAGCGUGGCAUUGAAAGAGUAGCGAUUGGGAAGAUGCACUUACAUAGUGGGGCCUAUUGUUCUUUCAAGAACCCUUUUUUUAGCUUAUAGAACCCAUGGGUCCAGUUUAGUAACCAGUGAUUUAGGCAAUCAAUGAUAGGUUUAUAAUCUUAGAUUAUUCCAGCAAAGUGUGGAUUGCAUUGUUAGGAAGAACAUUUGGUGGGAAUGGACACUCCUGGACAUACUGCUGACUGUUGUCCCUUGUUCCAGGUGUAGGAGACCCAAGGCAUCUUGAAUCCCAUCUAUAAGAACACAAUCUUCCAGCAUACAUUUGCUUUUUCAGAAACUCUAGCAUUGUUUUUAAAUACUGACGCAAUCCUUAAUGGAAAAGAGAUUUCAUGAAGCAAAUUACAUAUUUCAAUAGUUGAUCUAUUUUUGGUGUCCAAAAUUUACUAAUACAGAAGCUUGACAAGCAUGUCCUCACCCUCCCCAUCACACAAACACAUGGACACACACCCAAGCCACAAGAAAUCCCAAGAGAGCAGAAGAGAAUUUUUAAAAGAUUUAUCGUGAGGACUGCAUUUCCAUUCACUAAUUUUGGCUCAAAAUUAAUUAAGAGGCAGGAAAUAGGGGCCAACAGUAAAUAGGGGAGGCCUCCUGACACCAGCAGAGGAAUUUUGUACCCAGGCGAGGACUUCUUGAACUUCUACGUAUCUCCAUUUGAUCUCUUUCACCUUUAUUUCAUCUUCAUAAGAAUGAGAGUCUCAAAAGGAAGCACUUUUUGAAAGCUUCUCUGACCUAGAAGAAUCCAUUCAAAUCCCUGCCUUCCUCUCUCAACCAACAGUUCCCGUCUCUGACAGGGGCCAUCCUCUAUCUUCCAUCCAGCGGCUCUUCUUUUUAGGAAGGCUCUGGUGCAGAGCACUUCAAAUAUGUCCUCAGGCCAGAUACUGGUUGCUACUACAAAGACACACAGCACCCAGUCCCAAGCCCUCCCUCAAAGGACCGGCUCAUGGCAUUGGUCACUGGCAGGCUCAGAGACAUUCUGCUGUGGGCGCAGGGAGCCCGGCCCCCCACGCAGCCAUGACUGGAUGCGCCCCCAUCUCGGGGGCUUGCUGCACUGCUCGUUUAUUGAAUUUUGCUACUUAGAAUGGCAACAUUAACUUUGUGUACCAUUCAUUUUUUAAAAAUUUUCCAAAGCUCAGCAGUGUAUGAAAGAAAAUACUGGGAAAGAUACUUGGUUUCUGUUAACUUUUGCGUUGCUUGCUUAAGUGAUUAAAGCCAGUGCUUGGAGCCAAGGCUUCAUGCCACGAACACGCCCCACAGCCUGCCCUUUGCUCUCCUGCUCACACUGACCGAGAAUGCCGCAUGCUUGGCCUGCUGAGGUGAAAGGACAAUUGAAUGACAGGUGGGCAAAGGGAGAACUUCCCCUUCUUGGUGCGAGGAAAGUCACAAAUUAAAAAAUGUUGCUUCCAGCCCAGAUCCUAAAUGCUAGUUCUCAGCAGCUGCGUGGCUUACCAUUCACCAUUUCCACCACCGCCAGCUGCCAGCACCUCCACAGAUCACAGAGAUGUGAACAGACAAUGGAAAGCACUCUUAGCCUUGCAGUGGUCUAUAUUUUUUAGGAACCAAGAUUUCAGCAUUCUUUAUUAGCCAGCACGCUGUGUCCUUUGCCGAGUUCAAGUUUAUGUUACUGCCAGGGUCAGACAGUCAUUUGCUGCUGCUGCUGCUGCUGCUGCUUCCCAAACUGGAUGCAUUAGGAAGCUGCUGUCUGAGUGUAGGAAUAUCUUGCUAAAAAAGCAAUGUCUUCCUUCAUCCUUUUCUUUCUUCCCUCCGCGUGUCCUUGUUUUUGUGUAAUGCGGGAGAGGGUUAGAGCUAUAGAGAUUAUAUAUACACUAUCCGUGCACAUUAUAUAUAGGUAGAUAUACCCCUAUCAUGUCAGAGAUCUGCAUGUCAGUUUUUCAGCAACUAAGGUGCCUCAUGUUCUGAGUUCAGCAGAUAUAGGAACCAAGCCGCCCCCUCCUGCACUUGAUGCUCCCACCUUUGUUGUGCCUCACUUAAAAUGGUGCUUUUUUCAGUUGUCUGUCUUUUCUUGUUUUUAUUUGUAAGGUGCUGUAUAUAAGUUGAAUAUAUUAUGCACAUAUCCUACCCAAUGGGUAGAACAAAAAGUUGUUAAUACUGUAAUAUAAUGUAUAGAUGAUACCAAUUUUAACAGAAAUGGCAUAGAAUUUGUGAAUGCCUAUGUGCUUCGUCCUCUUUUGUAAGGAAAUUUGCAAAUGGAUGCAUACAGAUUAAAGUCUAUGUAGUUUAUUUUCCUAUUAAAUAUCGAUAUUAUAACAGAAGAGAAAGAAGUGUGAACAAACAAGCAACAGUUUAUGAUGACCAGCGUAUAUAUAGCAAUGGAAAGUUGCAUCUUUGCUGUGAAAACACUUUAAAGAAAAUACUUUUUAAAAAAUCCCACAGCUUUUUGGUUGCCACUAGACGCUUCUUAUUUUAAUCAUUUUAGUAAUGCUCAGCUGGACCAGUGUUAGUUAUAUUUGAGUCAGAAAAAUGUUGUUUUUCAACUUGCUUUAUAAUCUCCUGCAUCUAUCUCCUGCUGUAGCAUCACAAAGGUGUCAGGCCUCAGUGAAAAGUGCACAUUUUUGUUGUUAAUAUUGCAGAAACUGUGUCAGAGGAAUAAGUAAAUCAGCCUGCAGCAGAGGACUUUGUUCAGCUCCAGAGGCAUCUGUGACCGUCUGUGUCCAAGUCUCUCUGUGCCUUUUUCUUUUACAAACUGAAGCUGUGGAGCCAAUGAAGUAACAGUAGAGAUUGUAGGGAAAGAAUAUCUCAGGAAAAACAAAUCCACUUACAAGAACACCCUGUUCUUAGAAAAAGUGUUUAGUUAUGGGUUAGCACUAGAAGAGACUUGGCUGUCGGCCAGCCAAGUGAAGGACCUCUCAUCCAUUCCCAUUCAUGUCCCAUCGUAAUCCUGACCCAAAAAGCAAACUCGGUUUUGCCAUCAGUUAGAAAUUACGUUUUGAAUUGUAUAUUGUUACAUCUCUCUUCCAGCUUAGUUUUUAGUGUCUGAUUGUGACCUCUGCAUUUAUUUUCAAAUACCCUAAUUUUAAAACAAAAGAACAAGAAAAGUUUAUAACACCGUGUUCAUUAAAACCACGGUUGAAUCUUGGGUGUGGGCAUCCUUUUGAGUGUUGUCCAUAAGAGCAGUUCGCGGAAUUUUGCCCAUCUGACCCAUAUUAUCAGCUUAUUCUGCCACCAAAGUAGAGUCUAAUAAAUUCCAAAGUUUUUGUUUGCUCCACGGUGUAUGUUCUGACUUUGAAAAUCACAAUAUAAUCAUACCCCUAACAUCCAGGAAACAAAUGACCGAUUAUCCUUAAACUGAAAUUGACUCUACAAUGCAACUCUUAAUGCUGAAUGGAUUAAAAGUCAGCCCUUAGUAUGUUUGAAAGAGCCGUGAAAAGUUGACACUCUUGUUGUUGUGGAUCCUGCGUGUCUAGACCCAUGUGUUGGUUCCAUCAUAUACUGUAGGGUGCACCCCUUGGGAUUCAGCAUUAAGAACUGAGGCUCAUUGUUGUCAGAAACAAAGCUCCCACCCCCCAGGUUCAACCUUGUGGGAGAACUGUUGAGCAUGAGAAUGUUCUAGACUCAGAGGUACUAAAAUUUGUUACCACAUCAUUGCUUCCUUUCUACAGGACGAAUUGAGGUUUAAACUUUACUGUUAAUGAUACUGGUUCAUUUUAAUGUGCUUGUUGGUAUGUUGCUAUUUUUCAUUUCAUAACUUUCAAAAAUCAUGCUAAUUGUAUACUUGUCUAGUUUAAGGCUAUUUUAAAAUAUGUACAAUACUAUUCACAGCAUUUAGUUCAUUUAAUUUUUAUUAUAAAGCAAUCUACUAAAAAAGUACAACUGUAUUUGAACUUUUCAAUAGUUGGUUGUGAGCUAUGAUAAUCAAAAGUCAUUAAAAUCUUUUUUAACAAACAUUUGUGCUUACUUUUCAACAUAAUUCCCAGUUAUAUACAGAAAAAGAUUUCCACCUGUCACGUAUCUGCCUCUUUUACCUGAGCAAUGGUGAUGUAGUUCUUAGACCUAAGGUCUGUAAUUGCAAUACUUUUAAAGAAAGAUGUUGCUCUCAGUGCUGUUUGUUAGUUAUGAAAUCAGAUUUUUCUGCUUGUUCUUAAUGCUGUGGUCAAACCAUAGCAAAAAAUCAUUAAAAAUAAUCAGCGGCAUA
This is a messenger RNA of Symphalangus syndactylus (siamang), 12686 nucleotides long. It is a transcript of the gene LDLRAD4, whose product is annotated as low density lipoprotein receptor class A domain containing 4. Gene Ontology annotation, biological process: negative regulation of transforming growth factor beta receptor signaling pathway. Gene Ontology annotation, cellular component: Golgi membrane; early endosome membrane. NCBI's taxonomy places the organism in Eukaryota, Metazoa, Chordata, Mammalia, Primates, Hylobatidae. Gene Ontology annotation, molecular function: R-SMAD binding. The record is from RefSeq and is a predicted model, not a curated record.